AUGAGGUUUCCCCAGCUGUGUCGCGUACAACAGCGGAUAUGGCUCUCGCGCAGAAGCUACCAAUUGGCGCCGAUCUCAGGCUGGGCAACCAAGCUGCACCACCCUCGACGAUCAGCAGCCCUCUGCCGUGGUAGCCGACCUGUGGGCCUGAGCAGAACAGGACAGCGAUUCCCGCGGACUUUCUUUUCGUUCAGUAAAGAGCAGCAACAGCAGCAAACUUCCGAUAAAGGUAUCCUCGCCCGAAGCGCGCCGGUAGUUCUGGUUCUCGGUGGCUUACUUAUAUACACCGUCUAUCCAGGCGAUGAAUUAGACCAGGCCCGCCCCUCACGCGAAACCAAAAAGCGCUUGGAGAAGGCGCAAGGUCAGGAUGGUUGGCCUCCAUCAUCAAGUGCCUGGUCGAGCUUUACCAGCAAGUUCAAAGAUUUCUCGACGGUAACGGAUAUUGAAUGGUCGGCUCUUUCGGAUCGCAUGGUUGAAUUGAUCCUGCCGGAGUGGUCAAAAACAAUUCCAAUCUACCUUCGCAAAUUGCAGCGCGAACUUUCCUUGGCUCCUGGCUCCCUGGCUGACGAGAUAUGGAAUGAGGCUCAUGACCCCUUUAUUCAUCCGGAAAUUCGAUACAAGGCCAAGGUUCGUGUUUCAGACGAGAUCUGUGAUGAAGAGAAGGAAUUUUUAGCUCGCCGGAAAAAGGUUGCGACAAUGGCAUUGGCCCGCUAUCUGGGCCUCAAAGAAGAAGAUGUGCACCCAGAUGAUGUGCCGACCAUAGCCAUGUGUGGUUCUGGAGGCGGCUUGAGAGCACUCGUUGCUGGCACGGGCUCAAUGCUUGCCACUCAAGAAGACGGCCUCUUCGAUUGUGUGACUUACACAUCUGGCGUUAGCGGUUCUUGCUGGCUCCAAGCGUUAUACCACUCUACUUUCACUGAACACCGGCUGGAAAAUGUCAUUGACCACCUGAAGGCUCGUUUGGGCGUUCACAUUGCGUACCCUCCCGCUGCCUUUUCUUCGGUCCUUACUGCACCCACAAACAAAAUGCUUCUUGCAAGCAUGGUCGAAAAAUUGAAAGGCGACCCCAACGCGGACUUUGGUCUUGUCGAUGUUUACGGCAUUUUACUGGCGGCAAGGCUUCUUGUGCCAAAAGGUGAAUUGGGAGUCAGCGAACGCGAUUUUAAGCUCUCAAACCAGCGAGAGUACAUCAAAUACGGACAAAACCCGUUGCCGAUAUAUACUGCGGUUCGGCAUGAAAUUCCCGACAUUGACGGCGUUGCCUCAGCGAGACCAGGUGACACGCCUUCAGAAGACGCUAAAGAAAUUGCCAAACAGGAAGCUUGGUUCCAAUGGUUCGAGAUGACGCCGUAUGAGUUCUUUUGUGAGGAGUUCGGUGCAGGCAUACCAACAUGGGCUAUGGGCCGAAACUUCAAAGACGGAGCAGAUGUGCCGCCCGAGAGCGGGUUUCAUCUUCCUGAACUACGGAUGCCGCUCCUCAUGGGCAUUUAUGGGUCCGCAUUCUGCGCAACGUUGAGUCACUAUUACCGAGAGAUUCGUCCUUUAGUUAGGAGUCUUACAGGAUUCAGCGCCAUUGACGAGAUGGUACAUGGUCGCAGCGAUGAUCUCUCUAAGGUGCACCCUAUCGAUCCUGCUCAAAUCCCCAAUUUCGUUUACGGAAUGGAUGAUCAACUCCGCUACACAACGCCAACAGCCAUUGCCAAGACGCCGUAUAUACAACUAAUGGACGCUGGAAUGUCCAACAACCUUCCUAUCUAUCCAUUACUUCGGCCAGGACGUGACGUCGACGUUAUGAUUGCAUUUGAUGCAUCUGCAGACAUCAGGACGGAUAAUUGGUUGUCUGUAACCGAUGGCUAUUGUCGCCAGCGUGGCAUUAAAGGUUGGCCUGUUGGUAUAGGUUGGCCAAAGGCUGGUGAAACACCCAAGCAAAUUGAGCAAGAACUAGAAGCUGCGCAAGCCGAUUCCACCGCCGAGGCAGAUUCCAAGCUGCGCAAAGCGAAGCAUGCUGAUGAAACUGGGCACGCGACAGAUCCCGCCGACCAGAAAAACAAAGCUGAACAUGAUCAGUCACACCCCGAAGAUUCGGACCUCGGAUAUUGUACCAUCUGGGUCGGAACGACGGAGGAGCGUGGCUCAGAGCCCCCUCCGCCCAGCAAAGCACUGGAUGAGUCCAGCAGUUGGCAGCUUAUGCACCAGGAUGCUGGCAUUGCCGUAGUCUAUUUGCCAUUCAUGGCUAAUCCCAAGGUUGAUGGGGUCGAUCCGGCGAAAAGCGACUACAUGAGCACGUGGAAUUUCGUUUACACUCCAGAGCAAGUCGACAAGGUGGUCGAGUUAGCGCGAGCUAAUUAUGACGAAGGUAAGGAACAAAUACGCGGUUGCAUAAGAGCUGUGUACGAACGCCGAAGGAAGACAAGAGAGAAAAGGGAAGCAGGGUUGAAGAAGGAGAAGAAAAGAAGAGCGAGAAGGUUAGGAGUUGAUGGGAAACUAGGCGAGGGUGAUCACUUCAGUUGA
Molecule: messenger RNA, 2511 nt
Organism: Truncatella angustata
Lineage: Eukaryota; Fungi; Ascomycota; Sordariomycetes; Amphisphaeriales; Sporocadaceae
Product: cytosolic phospholipase A2 zeta
Exons: 1
Coding region: 1-2511 (836 amino acids)
Biological process (GO): glycerophospholipid catabolic process
Cellular component (GO): cytosol
Molecular function (GO): A2-type glycerophospholipase activity
Source: RefSeq, a predicted model, not a curated record